AUGACUGUUCCGUACCAGUGCAUUGUAGCGCGAAGCUCCGAGUCUUCAGAUGACUGGACUGUGUUUGCUGCGAGCGGCUCCAAGAUUGUAGUUCAAUCCAGCCGCGGGUCAGUGACGACAUGGCCACAGCAAGACGCCCAAAUCGAAGAUCAGCAUGAGGGCGACUCCGAAGAGCGACCAGGAAAACGCAUCAAAUUGGAACAACCGAAAGAGCAAAAGUCGAAUUUUGCCAGUCUCAUCCUCUCAAAUGAUGGACAAUACUUGGUUGGCAUCACUGGCGAAGAUAAAUGUGUUCGCGUCUUCCAGAUCGAUGCUCAGAGCCAGCUGCACCAGUUGAACAAGUUUGGCGAUGUUUAUGCAUUACCACUUCUUCCCUCGCCUGAUGACGACAAGGUAGAAGAGCUGCCCGAGGCACCAGCAACUGAAGAGGCCGAUGAGAAAGAAUGGAUCCCUUCCGCUACUACGCUCACUGUUCACUCUGGCAGGAAUCGAAAGACUCUUGAGGAGCAGCUGAAACGGAAAGCGAAAGGCCCGGCGAAGCCCAAGGAGACUAUGCGAUUCAAGCACGAGCUGCUCCUAGGCCACGUUUCUAUGCUCACAGAUGUCGUCUACGCGAAGGCAGACAGGCGGGGCUAUAUCAUGACAGCGGACCGGGACGAGCACAUAAGGAUAUCAAGAGGCCCACCGCAAGCGCAUAUUAUUGAGGGAUUCUGCUUCGGCCACGAAGCGUUUGUGAGCAGGCUUUGCCUCACACAAUCUGGCCUGCUUGUGUCUGGCGGUGGCGACGAUCACUUAUUUGUAUGGGAUUGGCAGAACUACCUCUUGAAGGAAAAGCUGGCCAUCCGUGAUCUUGCCUUCACUCAUCUCCAGGAGCGUGGCAUGAUUCCAGCAGGAGUAAAUGUGGCAACGUACAAGGUCGCGGUUUCUGGAAUAUGGAAUUUACCAAGCAAGGACGGUGCCGAGACAGUUGUUGUGGCAUGCGAGGGAGUACCAGCGCUGUUCAGCUUCAGAUUAGGUGCAUCUGUACCAGGCUAUGCCAUUCCACUGAACGGCAACGCGCUGGACCUUGCCAUCAUCCGCACGUCUACUGGUCCUUUGAAGUUGGCUGUGUCGAUAGACAACAUCCAGAAGCCAGGCUCAACCACCGAAGUUCGGGAAGACGUGGCACCAAGACUGCAAUACUUCGCAAGACAACAAGACGGUACAUGGCACGCAGAUGCAGAGCUCGCAGAGACGUUGAAGAGUUUCGACCAAGGUGGUGACGACCGACUUGCAGAUGACAAAGCAGUCCGGGAUAUGCUCUACAAUGUGGAGAACCUCAGGAAGCGUCCAGGCGCGGAGGAUUAG
Alternaria incomplexa is the source of this 1347-nucleotide messenger RNA. RefSeq lists its product as uncharacterized. Bases 1 to 1347 code for a protein of 448 amino acids. NCBI's taxonomy places the organism in Eukaryota, Fungi, Ascomycota, Dothideomycetes, Pleosporales, Pleosporaceae. Gene Ontology annotation, cellular component: tRNA methyltransferase complex; cytosol; nucleus. The transcript has 5 exons. Gene Ontology annotation, molecular function: protein binding; tRNA (guanine(46)-N7)-methyltransferase activity. Gene Ontology annotation, biological process: RNA (guanine-N7)-methylation. The record is from RefSeq and is a predicted model, not a curated record.